AAACUAGAGAAGACACAUCUGAAGAUGCGCACAUGUCCUCCCGCGGAGAACAAGACCACUAAUGCUGUGAAGCCAGCAACAAAUGAUGUGUUCAAACAAGAAUAUGAAAGAUCCUGGUGCUCUGACAGACCAGUAAAAAGAGACGAUGGGAGAAGCAAACAGCACCUCCACCGGAACAUGGACUCUCAUCCACCCAUCGGGGAGCCCCCAUGACCUCAUGCCCAAUUACGACAUCCCCCUGGAUUACCAGGUUCCGGUGGACGAGAUCCCAGACACGACUCAGGGACGAGCGUUCUUCGUGGCUACAAUCGUUAUCGCGGUGGUCCUGGUCUGCAUCAUGCUGGUCUGCGGCAUUGGGAAUUGCCUCUUUAUAGCCUCAUUGGCACGCUACAAAAAACUAAGGAAUCUCACCAAUUUACUCAUCGCCAACUUGGCAAUAUCAGACUUCCUGGUGGCGACUGUAUGCUGUCCCUUUCUGGUGGAUUAUUACGUGGUCAAGCGGCUGUCAUGGGAUCAUGGGAUUGUGCUUUGCGUCUCCAUUAACUACCUUAGGACUGUGUCUCUCUACGUGUCCACCAAUGCCCUGCUAGCCAUCGCGGUGGACAGGUACAUGGCUAUCGUUCAUCCCCUGAAGCCCCGUAUGAAGUAUCAGACAGCGUACUGGAUUAUUUUUGGAGUUUGGAUAAUCCCAGUCCUUAUCGCGGUGCCGUCGGCAUACUUCGCUACAGAGCACGAAUACCCACACAGCACGCUCGGCCACGACAAAAAGAUCUUCUGCGCCCAGAUCUGGUCUGCAGACCAGCAGCUCAUGUAUCGCUCCUACUUCCUCUUCAUCUUCAUCGUGGAGUUCCUGGGGCCCGUGGUCACCAUGUCAGUCUGUUACGCGCGGAUUUCCAGGGAGCUGUGGUUCAAGAGUGUCCCGGGAUUUCCGACGAAGCAGCUGCGUAAACGGCUACGGCGGCGGCGCAGGACGGUGAUGGCACUGAUCGCGGUUCUGGUGGCGUAUGUUAUGUGCUGGGCGCCGUAUUAUAGUUUCACGUUGCUGCGCGACUUCUACCCGGCGCUGAUCACGCGUGGCCGUAACUCGCUGGUCGUUUUCUACAUCAUCGAGUGCAUCGCUAUGAGCAACGGGGUCAUUAACACUCUGUGUUUUGUGAGCGUUAGAAACAAUGUCACAAAGUUCCUCAGAGCCGUCAAACUCGCUAACUGGCGCUCGCUAACGAGGGCGAUUGUUGGCAAGAUGGUCGAAGACGACAUUAGGACUUCAUCCUUGCGAGUGACAGAGGAUGUGGAAUGUACACGAAUAAAGAGAAAUGAUGGAGAAAUAAACUAGGUGAUAAAAAGGCCUCAACAAUGACAUCAUGUGGGUCAAGAAAUGUCCAUAAACAAAUUUUGGAAGGAGCCACAGAGUCAUGAACACAUACGGGAACAAAUAAAUUAAGAAUUAGCCUACUUGUUUUGGAAGCCAGAACAACAGAAUUACCACCGCAAGAGGUUCAGAUCACAUGAUAGACCAAUGAUAUGGUUCAGCCAAGAGUU
This is a messenger RNA of Sinocyclocheilus rhinocerous, 1539 nucleotides long. Its product is annotated as prokineticin receptor 2-like. Lineage: Eukaryota; Metazoa; Chordata; Actinopteri; Cypriniformes; Cyprinidae. The coding region runs from base 146 to 1333 and encodes 395 amino acids. Gene Ontology annotation, cellular component: plasma membrane. The transcript has 3 exons. Gene Ontology annotation, biological process: neuropeptide signaling pathway. Gene Ontology annotation, molecular function: neuropeptide receptor activity. The record is from RefSeq and is a predicted model, not a curated record.